Messenger RNA from Coregonus clupeaformis (lake whitefish), 3262 nucleotides. RefSeq names its product myotubularin-related protein 13-like. The coding region runs from base 1 to 2742 and encodes 913 amino acids. The record is from RefSeq and is a predicted model, not a curated record. The transcript is spliced from 20 exons. NCBI's taxonomy places the organism in Eukaryota, Metazoa, Chordata, Actinopteri, Salmoniformes, Salmonidae.
AUGAAUGAAGUUGAUCAAGUGGCAUUUGAUGGGGAGGUGAGCUCAGAGAUGGUGGAGAUCUUCAGGAAACACAUCCAGAGAAUCCGCUACCCUCAGUCCAUCUUCGCACAUUCGCUUCCACUUGCGGGCCAGACCCUCCCCCAACUCAUCCUUCCCAAACAGAAGGAGAGAACACACCCUGUCCAAGACCAUUGUGAGAGGAGCCAAGAGAGCUGGGAUGAUCACCAUGGGCCGUCAGAGUCGACCACGCUGAAGAAGAGCGACAGAGAGUCGAUACCUGGCCCGGAUAUACAUCUCGUGUCAGAUGAGGGCGAGCCACCCCCCAGCAGCACGUUGAGGGCGUCGGAGAAGUCCACCAUGGAGCAGCUGGUGGAGCGGGCGUGUUUCCGUGACUACCAGCGGCUGGGCCUGGGAACCAUCACAGCCAGCUCCUCCCGCUCUAAGACCGGAGGGCAGUUCAGAGUCACUGCAGUCAACAGACUCUACUCCCUCUGCCGCAGUUACCCAGGGCUCCUGGUGGUUCCCCAGUCGGUGCAGGACAGCAGCCUGCAGAAGGUGGCCCGUUGUUACAGACACAACCGCCUGCCAGUGGUGUGUUGGAAACACCCCCGCACCAAAGCUGUGCUGCUACGAUCCGGAGGCAUCCACGGCAAGAGUGUUGUGGGACUCUUUAAGUCCCAGAACCAAUCUUCAACAGCCCCUGCCAACUCUUCAGAGUUGUCCAGUAGUCUGGAGCAGGAGAAGUAUCUACAGGCCAUCCUCAACUCCAUCCCCGUCUACUUCAAACUGAACGGCAGUAACACUCUGUCCAACCGCUCUCUCAUCGGCCUCUCACCAGGCAGUGAAAGGAGGACAUCUAGAAUACCAAAGAUGGCCCCCGUCCAUUUGGACAUGCCCUUCUCCAACAGCUUUGCCAGAGGAGUGCUUGGGUACAGGGAUAAGCUAUUCACUCAUUCAAACCAAAAACCUACCGCUAAGGGGAGAAUCCAAAAUCAAGGUGUCUGGGCCAGCCUGCGUUCCAGCAGCCGCUUCAGCCAGCACCCGUCUGCAGCCGAUGUUGGCGCCAGGCUGGCAGGGAAGGAUUUGGCGCCCCCUGCAGGCAGCGAGAGCCUGCAUGCCCAGCUCCUCAAACAGCAGGCUGCCCUCUACAUUUUUGGAGAGAAGUCCCACCUCAGGGGCUUCAAACUGGACUCUACGCUGAACUGUGAACUGGUGCCUGUGGACUUUGCUGACACGCGGCAGAUCAAAGGUGCCUUUAAGAAGCUGCUGAGGGCAUGUGCUCCGAGCGCUACGUCUUCAGACACAGAGGACUCCUUCCUCAAAGCCCUGGAGGACUCUGAGUGGAUCCUUCAACUUCACAAGCUCCUGCAGCUGGCCCUGAUUCUGGUGGAGCUGCUGGACAGUGGCUCAUCUGUCCUGCUGAGUCUGGAGGAUGGCUGGGAUAUCACCACACAGGUGGUGUCCCUGGUCCAGCUGCUGAGUGACCCGUUCUACCGGACCCUGGAGGGCUUCCAGGUGCUGCUGGAGAAGGAGUGGCUGUCCUUCGGCCACAAGUUCAGCCAGCGCUCCAACCUGACCCCCAGCAGCCAGGGCAGCGGCUUCACGCCCAUCUUUCUGCAGUUCCUGGACUGCGUGCACCAGAUCCAGGACCAGUGCCCCUUGGAGUUUGAGUUUAAUCAGCACUAUCUGAAGUUCCUGGCAUACCACUACAUCUCCAACCGCUUCAAGAACUUCCUCCUGGACUCCGACUACGAACGCCUGGAGCAUGGCACAUUGUUCGAGGACAAGCCGGGUGACAAGCAGGCCAGGAGGGGGGUCUGUAUCUGGGAGUGUAUCAGCAGAAUGCACCGAAGGAGUCCGCUGUUCUUCAACUACCUGUACAGUCCCACAGAGGCUGAGCCGGUGCUCAAGCCCUCUAUUAGCAUCCCUGCUUUGAGGAAGUGGGACUUCUUCACGGGGGAGACCCUGUGCACAGGCCCGUCCUAUGACUGGAGGAUGCUGGCUGUCAGGUCGGAGAGCAUGGAGGAGACAGACACUAUCGCCACCAGCAAGAGGAGGAUCGUGUGGCCCUGCUACAGCAGUGUGGGGCGCGCCCAGCCUGACGCCAUCACCAAGCUCCUGGCUGACAUAGAGCGGCUGGAGGGGGAGAUGAGCCAAGCACCAGAGAGGUGGCAGGCCACUCUGGAGAGGGUCAGAGUCAGCAUCCAGGAGGACCUCAAACAGGAGGGAAAUCUCCGCAAGCAGUCUGCGUCCAUCUCGGGGCUGAUCCCCACGUCCAGUCUGCAGGCAUUCCAGAGACGCUCCAUGCUGCACCUGCCUGACAGUGGCCUGGGGGAGGACAGCAGCCCCACCGCCACUAACGGGGUCAACCGCCGGGCCGCCACGCUCUACAACCAGUUCACCCCCAAGAACGAGGAAAACAGAUCCUUUGAGGGGAUUCUGUACAAACGAGGAGCACUGCUGAAAGGAUGGAAACCUCGCUGGUUUGUUUUGGACAUUACAAAACACCAGCUGAGGUACUACGACACGGGGGAGGACACUAACUGCAGGGGCCAAAUUGACCUGGCAGAGGUGGAGUCAGCUCUGAUCACAACCCCCACCAUAGGAGCUCCUAAACACAUCAGUGAGAAGGCCUUCUUCGACCUGAAGACCACCAAGCGAGUGUACAACUUCUGCGCCUCGGAUGCCCAGAGCGCCCAUCAGUGGAUGGACAAGAUCCAGAGCUGCAUCUCUGAUGCAUGACCUCUGAACUCCUCAGCCACGGCUCGGUCGGGGUGUGGUCAGAUCACAGCAUUAACACUAGGUGCAGCAACGUGGCUGAGAGCAGAGACUGUGGGCACAUAUAUACAGUACAUAUUCAGCUCAGUCACCAUGGGAGUGGCUUUACCAUGAGGACCACAGUGAUCUAAGUGCCUGUAGGGUGGAGGAUAUGUUAUCAUGUUAUCUAUCAAUCCAUCCUGCUGCCUUGCAGGACUUCAGGCAGUCAUCACUCUGUCUGUCUGUCUGCCUGACAGCUUUAGUAAGAGUUGAUGAAUGUGUCCUGGUCUCUGCUGUCAGCUCUCUCUGUACUGUACCUUGUUACUGCUACAGGGAUCAACACUUAUAGCGAAAAAUAAAUGGCAAAAACUGAUGCCUGAGCACUACUAAGGAUAGUUUAUGCCAUUUCAGUUGUAAAUAGAUCAAAAGCAAUAGCACUGGCCAUUUUAAACUGUGGGUUCUAUAUAUAAACUAAGAUAUAUAUAUAUAUAUAUAUAUAUAUACA